GCAACGGCGCAGGCGCUUUGGGCCGGUGGGUGUACAUUGAUAGUAACGUCGCUCAGGUGGGGAAAGGCUGGUAGUGGAGUGUCACUGCUGGUUCAGCUUCCGAAAGAUAUGGAGUGAAGCUAGACAGAAUUGUAUGUUCACAGAUUAGACCAACUUUUGCUUUGUGACAUUGAGGGAGAGAAAGCGCGAGAGAGCCUGCCUUAUUGGCUGAGAUGGGAAGGUUGGUGAAGCGAUGAGAGAUGUUGGUGUAGUUUUGCAGUAGCAGGUAAAGUAGGUGAGGGCCGACUGGUUGCCCCGGUUACGGGCUGUUACUUGGUUUGGGAGAGAGAGGAGGGGUAGUUCUGUGUUUGCACUGGGGUUUUGGGGUGGGUUAGGGAUUAUCUUGGAUCCAAACUUUGCACGGACUGGUGGGUCUUAAAGGUGGACCGUGGGAUUUCUUUUGUGUGCGUUUUUUGGGAGGGGAUAGACGGCGAGUCUUUAAGAAAAUGAAUUCAUGAGCUCCAGGGGACUUGCUGCGAGUUUCUCCCAGACUUCAGGUGGGUUUGCGGUUAGUGGGUGAGACGCACCUGGGUCAAGGGCAUCAUUGAUGGGAGGCUGCGUGGGGACCCAACGCCGGCAACAACAACAGCAGCAACAUCAUCGCUUAGGGAGACGGAGUGGCAAUGGGAGAAAAACAGGCCGAAACGAGCCUCUGAAGAAAGAGAGGCCAAAGUGGAAAAGUGAUUAUCCCAUGACGGAUGGCCAACUAAGAAGUAAAAGAGAUGAAUUCUGGGAUACAGCACCAGCUUUUGAAGGUCGCAAAGAAAUCUGGGAUGCCCUUAAGGCAGCUGCCUAUGCCAUUGAAUGCAAUGAUCAUGAACUGGCCCAGGCUAUUGUAGAUGGUGCCAGUAUUAUCUUGCCACAUGGUUCAUUAACGGAAUGUUACGACGAGCUUGGCAACCGUUACCAGCUUCCUGUUUACUGUCUGGCACCACCUCUGAACCUCAUCACUGAGAAGGGUGAUGAGGAAACUGCUGACAUACCCGAUCCUCCGGCGAAUGCCAAGCGAGAAUUCCAGCUCAAGGUGCGCCUGUCUACAGGGAAGGACGUCAAACUGAAUGCCAGCAUGGCAGACACCAUUGGGCAGUUGAAGAGGCAACUGCACACGGAGGAGGGUAUCGAACCUUCCAGGCAGCGCUGGUUCUUCUCGGGGAGGCUACUCACUGAUAAAAUGCGACUGCAGGAAACAAAAAUACAGAAAGACUUUGUGGUCCAGGUUAUAGUUAAUGAGGUCGCAGCAAUUUACUGAACUACCAGGCAAAUAUAUAUGAAAAUAUGCAAGACACUCGACUAUAUAUCUUUUAUCUAAGAACAAACUGUGAAGGGCUCUAGAACUUGGUCGGCAUAGGGAGUGCACUUGAAUGUGUGUGGUGGUCUACCUUGGCCAUUAUCAGUUGGUCAGUCAAAUAUAGCUUAAGGCCAAAAACAGGAACCAUUUUAAUGGAUAUCUGGCGGCCUUGAUACUCCACCUUUGGUUGGCCAAUGGAUAUUUUUGUUUGUAAAUGAAAAUAAUUCCUGUUGUUCACCCACCUCUGUUUGUCUCUUUCUUUCAGACUGUGUGUGUGUGUGUGUGUGUUUCUUUUUCUCUCUCUCUUCUCUCCCUCUCCCACCCUCCACACCCCCUGCCCCCCACUCUCUCUCUUCUCUUUGUGUAGCUGUCUGUUGGUCUGUCUCUCUCUCUUUUCUGCCACCUCUUCCCCAUUCACACCACCCCAAAAAAAGUCUGAUUAUUUCACUGUUGUCCUUUGAACCUUGGGACUUUUACAGUGACGACCUUUUUAAAGGUUGCUAUAUAGUAGCAGUACUGCGAAUGUUUUACACUGGCUUUAAUCAUGCAGUGGUUGAUCACUUUUUUGUUUUAUGCUGUCGAUCUGUAAGGGCCCAGCUAAGUACCAAAAAUUUGCUUUUGUGUGUUUAUGUAGAAUUAUACCAAUUGAAGUCUUUAUGUAACUGUGCUUCCAUUUUUAAAAAAGAAAUUAUUAGACUGCAGUAUGGAUUCAGCAAAAUUGAAGUUUAAGAACAGCUGCUGGAAAUAUGUAAGCAAGUCACCUUCUGUCUGUAUAGAGAAAGGAAAGGUAACAUCUUGCAUAUAAAUGUUAAAACUGGAACAUACAAAGCCCAGUUAAAUGAAAAAUCAGUCUUGUCUGGAUCUCUUUAACCAUGGAGUUUCAUGAACAAACUGCACAAGUUUUAAGUAAUGUUCCUGUUUUCCUUUUGGAUUAUAUAUGUCAAAUCUAUAGAUGUGAAAUUGUUACAUUUUUUAUUGGGUGAAUUACAGUCUCCAAGAACAACUUUUUCUAAGGGCAUGCCCUUUAAGUUCCACUGUGGAAGUACAACAAGUGAUGAAUUUAAGCACAAAUGAACAUGAAGUUUCCUGUGCUUUAUGCACAAAACUGCUACAUGUGAUCAUUGCACUGUAGUUUGAAUGUACCUUGCAUACAAGAUCAAACCUGGGGAUGGGGAGAGAAGUACUUGGAAAUGAAUGUGCUGGUUGUCUUGGAUCUCUGUUUUGAAAUGUUCAAAACGAACUGGGCUAGUGUGAGUUAUUUGCAAGUUUUACUGGAAUUUUUCUUCUCAAGCCAUGGCAGAAUUAUGGGCUGAAGUCAAGCUUUUGAUUUGUGCUGACUGUCCAACAAAGCUAGUCAUAUUUUCACCCCUCGUCAUUGUACCUCCUCUUUGACUACUCAAUCCACAAUGCUUAUUUUCUAAUUCAGACAAAGGAUGUAAAAUGUGAAAUAUUAAGUUGUCUUCUCUCUUUUUCUCUCUCUCUCUCUCUCUCUUUUCUCCCCACCUCCCCUCCCCCCACAUUCAUCUGCUGACUUUAUUUCUAUUUCCAUUAUUUCUGGCCAUGUCCUU
Molecule: messenger RNA, 2895 nt
Organism: Stegostoma tigrinum
Lineage: Eukaryota; Metazoa; Chordata; Chondrichthyes; Orectolobiformes; Stegostomatidae
Gene: ubtd1b
Product: ubiquitin domain containing 1b
Exons: 3
Coding region: 587-1288 (233 amino acids)
Molecular function (GO): protein binding
Source: RefSeq, a predicted model, not a curated record